This is a messenger RNA of Pelodiscus sinensis (Chinese soft-shelled turtle), 4431 nucleotides long. RefSeq names its product pre-mRNA processing factor 40A (gene PRPF40A). Gene Ontology annotation, cellular component: U1 snRNP; U2-type prespliceosome. Gene Ontology annotation, biological process: mRNA cis splicing, via spliceosome. Lineage: Eukaryota; Metazoa; Chordata; Testudines; Trionychidae. The record is from RefSeq and is a predicted model, not a curated record. Gene Ontology annotation, molecular function: protein binding; RNA binding.
CCCCCCCAGCCGCUCCCCUUUUCCUUGCCGAAGCCCCCUCCCCUCAUGCAGCUGACGCCGGGGGACGCUGUUCGCCCCGUCGCCUCCGCCACGGACCAAUCGCCGAAGAGUUCCCGGUUGGGAGGCCGCCCGGAUUGGCCGACUGGGAAGCCUGUCAGCCUCCUGGCCCCGCUGCUCCCGCCCCGUGGCGAACCCGAACCUCUGAUGCCCUUCGGUCCCUCGUCGCGGCAGCCGCUUAGAGGGAGGCUGCUUGGCAGGUGUGGCGGGGGCAGCCUCUUGAACCCCUCGAUGAGGCCGGGCGCAGUGGAUAGAGCGUCCCUCAUGAUGGGGCACCCAGGCAUGCCACAUUAUCCACCCAUGGGAAUGCACCCAAUGGGCCAGAGACCACCAAAUAUGCCACCAGUUCCACAUGGGAUGAUGCCUCAGAUGAUGCCUCCAAUGGGAGGACCACCAAUGGGGCAGUUUUCAGCCAGAAUCCCAUUGUCCUUGUGUCCCAUUCAUCUACCAUCUUAUCCUUUUUGUCCAUGUAAUGAAGAGUUGCCACAUAGUAUAAUGAAAAAAAUGCCUGGAAUGAUGCAAUCAGUGAUGCCUGGAAUGAUGAUGUCUCAUAUGUCCCAAGCGCCUAUGCAGCCUACAGUACCGCCGGGAGUAAACAGUAUGGAUGCACAAGUAGGCACUGUACCUCCUGGAACACAGAUCACACAUCCAGUAGUUUGUGCAACCCAGCAAAGCACCACAACCAGCAGUUCUAUAAAUGAAGAUCCUUCUAAACAGAAAUCUAUGUGGACUGAACAUAAAUCACCAGAUGGAAGAACUUAUUAUUAUAAUACUGAAACAAAACAAUCUACAUGGGAGAAGCCAGAUGAUCUUAAAACACCUGCUGAGCAAUUGUUAUCUAAAUGUCCUUGGAAAGAAUACAAAUCUGACUCUGGAAAGCCUUAUUAUUAUAAUUCCCAAACAAAAGAAUCACGCUGGGCAAAACCUAAAGAGCUUGAAGAUCUUGAAGCGAUGAUUAAAGCUGAAGAAAACAGUGGUAAACCAGACGAAUCAACUUCAACAUCGUCUGCUCCAGCUGUUACAACAGAAACUACAGAUACUGCCACCGCCAGCACCACUGUUGCCGCCGCCGCCACCACCGCCACCCCACCCCCCCCCCCCACGGUAAUCCCUGUUGCAGCAGCUGCUCCUGAAGCUGAAGCUUCUACAGUUGCCCCUGUUGUAGAAAAUGAAAGUACAGUAACUACAACAGCUGAGGAACAAGUGCAGCAAACUACAACUACCACCACUGCCACUGCCACCACAACAACCACCGCUCUCACCACCACUCCUGUUGUACAAGAGCAGAAUGUAGAAGCUGUCACUAACACUGUAGAGGAAACUUCUAAACAAGAGGCUGCAGCAGAUGUUACUCCCAAAAAAGAGGAAGAGGACACUCAACCAGUUAAAAAAACAUAUACAUGGAAUACUAAAGAAGAAGCAAAGCAAGCAUUUAAAGAGCUGUUGAAAGAAAAGCGUGUACCAUCCAAUGCCUCAUGGGAGCAAGCUAUGAAAAUGAUCAUUAAUGAUCCUAGAUACAGUGCAUUGGCAAAGUUGAGUGAAAAAAAGCAAGCCUUCAAUGCUUAUAAAGUCCAAACAGAAAAAGAGGAAAAAGAAGAAGCAAGAUCAAAAUACAAAGAAGCUAAAGAAUCCUUUCAACGUUUUCUUGAAAACCAUGAAAAGAUGACAUCUACAACAAGAUACAAAAAAGCUGAACAAAUGUUUGGUGAGAUGGAGGUCUGGAAUGCAAUAUCCGAGCGUGAUCGUCUUGAAAUUUAUGAAGAUGUCUUGUUCUUUUUGUCUAAAAAAGAAAAGGAACAAGCCAAGCAGUUACGAAAAAGGAAUUGGGAGGCUUUGAAAAACAUAUUAGACAACAUGGCUAAUGUAACAUACUCUACUACUUGGUCGGAAGCCCAACAGUAUCUGAUGGAUAAUCCAACAUUUGCAGAGGAUGAAGAACUUCAGAACAUGGAUAAAGAAGAUGCACUGAUUUGUUUUGAAGAACACAUCAGGGCUUUGGAAAAAGAAGAGGAAGAAGAAAAACAGAAGAGUUUGCUUAGGGAAAGGCGGCGACAACGUAAGAAUAGAGAAUCUUUUCAGAUAUUUUUGGAUGAAUUACAUGAACAUGGGCAGUUACAUUCAAUGUCCUCUUGGAUGGAGUUAUAUCCAACCAUAAGUUCUGACAUCAGAUUUACUAACAUGCUUGGUCAGCCUGGAUCAACCGCACUUGAUCUUUUCAAGUUUUAUGUUGAAGAUUUGAAAGCACGUUACCAUGAUGAAAAGAAGAUAAUAAAAGACAUCUUAAAGGAUAAAGGAUUUGUGGUUGAAGUGAAUACUACUUUUGAAGACUUUGUUACGGUCAUCAGUUCAACUAAAAGAGCUACCACUUUAGAUGCUGGAAAUAUCAAACUGGCUUUCAAUAGUUUGCUGGAAAAGGCAGAGGCCCGUGAACGUGAGCGGGAGAAAGAAGAGGCUCGCAAAAUGAAGCGGAAAGAGUCUGCAUUCAAGAGUAUGUUGAAACAAGCUACACCCCCAAUUGAAAUGGAUGCUGUUUGGGAAGAGAUCAGAGAUAGAUUUGUGAAGGAACCAGCAUUUGAAGACAUCACUUUAGAAUCUGAAAGAAAAAGAAUCUUUAAAGACUUCAUACAUGUGCUAGAGCACGAGUGUCAACAUCAUCAUUCAAAGAACAAGAAACAUUCUAAAAAGUCUAAAAAGCAUCACAGAAAACGGUCUCGCUCCCGUUCGGGCUCAGAAUCUGAUGAUGAUGAUAGCCAUUCAAAGAAGAAGAGGCAACGCUCAGAAUCUAGAUCAGUUUCUGAUCGUUCUUCCAGUGCAGAAUCUGAGAGAAGUUACAAGAAGUCAAAAAAACACAAGAAGAAAAACAAAAAGAGGAGACACAAGUCUGAUUCACCAGAAUCUGAUACUGAACGAGAAAAGGAUAAAAAAGAAAAAGAGAGAGAGAAUGAAAAGGAUAGACCUAGACAAAGAUCUGAAUCAAAGCACAAAUCUCCUCCACCUAAAAAACGCCCUGGAAAAGAUUCUGGUAAUUGGGAUACAUCUGGCAGUGAACUGAGCGAAGGGGAAUUAGAAAAACAGAGAAGGACCCUCUUGGAACAACUGGAUGAAGAUCAAUAAGAAUAUUAUUUAUACCAAAUACAUUUACAGUAGGAUUUAAUAAAAAACUGAUGUCUAAUUCGGGAUAUGAGUUCUGAUAUUCUGAGUUCCAUUGUUGAAAUAACAGUGGGUUUUAAUGAUAGUGCAUAAAGAAAUGCAUUCAAGUAAUACCAUUAUGGGGCCUGACAUGGAAUCUAGAAAAACAGGAAAUUCAGAGUUGAAGUUCUGUUCUUGACUUGCUAGAUAGCAUAUAUAUUACAUGCAUCCUACAGCUCUUUGGAAGGGCACAUGAUGAAUGGAAGCUGUUUCACUUCUGACUCUGGGUCCUGUCUAUUCUGGCCAAGAAAAGUAUUAGCAUCUUUUUGGCAAUCCAUGUCUUAAGCGCAGUUCUUCCCAGAAAGGAGCUAAACCUGUUUUUACAGGCCAGUGUAGACAAGCUAAAAUUCCUUUUUGGAAAAAUUAAAAAUGUAGUUUCUUGUAGCUUAACUGUCCGCGUGCUUGGGGUUUUUUGUUUGUUUGUUUUUGCUUUUUUUUUUAAUUAUUUUUUUGGGGCAGACAGAGGGAAAUGGAGAAGGAAUAAUGAAUCUGUUUUUUGAUUUACAGUAGUACAGAAAAGCAUCAGAAACAAAAAUUGCUUUUUUGUGCACUGUUACUGGCCAAAUUUAUGGUUUUGAUAAUUGUAUUAAACAAAAAAUUUGACUUCCUGGCUGAGACUUUCUAUGUCAAGUUUCAUCUUGGAGUAAAUUUUUAUGGUAAAGUUUUAAACCCUUGCAGAUAGGUGUUUAUGAUGGAUAUCUGCUAGGCCCUUCAUUACAGUGGCAUUAGAGGACACUGCUGUAUAAUAGCCACCAUUUUUAUUAAAGUAAAAACUGAGGUAGGUACACACACACACACACACACACACACACACUCUAAAAAAAUGGUUGAGGGCAUUUUUCAGCAUUUAUCUUCAUAAGAAAGUUUAACAUAAAAUCAGCUUGUAAAUUAAUUUCAAUAUGUUGCCUUAAGAACCUGCUGAAGAAUGUACCACCAAAUUUUAAAAAGCAGUUGCAAUAUUAAUGUUAAAAAUCAAUGCUGAUCUAAACUUUUUUCUUUAAAUAAAAAACUAGUAUUUUUUAAAAAAUCAGCCUUUUUUGGGGUAGCCUCUGACCAAUUUUGCUUCAAGGAGAAGUUCUACUUUCCCUAUUCAGUGACAAGUAUUGACUACUGUGGUACACAUUCUGAAACAUUUCUGAUUUGAAUAUUUUUGUACAUUUUUAUCAAUUAAAUUUUGUCCUCUAG